Messenger RNA from Fusarium sp. VM40, 609 nucleotides. Lineage: Eukaryota; Fungi; Ascomycota; Sordariomycetes; Hypocreales; Nectriaceae. The record is from the annotation of a GenBank genome assembly.
AUGGGCAACACCACCAGUGCAGUCCUGGACAACCUCGUCCAAGGAUCCAACUUCGACAGAGAUGAGGUUGAUCGUCUGCGAAAGCGUUUCAUGAAACUGGACAAGGUGCGCAAGCUUCCCGACUUUUUGGCUGUGGCGGAGCCUAGCGAUGGUGGUGGUUGCGCGAGGCUGAAGCAUAUCAUCGACAUCGACAACUCCGGGACGAUCGAGCGCGAUGAAUUCCUCAGCCUUCCUCAGAUUUCGUCCAACCCUCUCGCAACACGAAUGAUUGCCAUCUUCGAUGAGGAUGGUGGUGGUGAUGUCGAUUUCCAAGAGUUCGUGACAGGCCUCUCUGCGUUCAGUAGCAAGGGCAACAAGGAACAGAAGCUUCGGUUCGCCUUCAAGGUCUACGACAUUGACCGUGAUGGUUACAUCAGCAAUGGAGAGCUUUUCAUUGUCCUCAAGAUGAUGGUUGGCAGCAACCUUAAGGACCAGCAGCUGCAGCAGAUCGUGGACAAGACUAUCAUGGAGGCCGAUCUCGACAAGGACGGCAAGAUCAGCUUCGAGGAGUUCACCAAGAUGGUUGAGGGAACUGAUAUCAGCAUGAGCAUGACUGUUGACCAGUUUUAA